Molecule: messenger RNA, 836 nt
Organism: Cicer arietinum (chickpea)
Lineage: Eukaryota; Viridiplantae; Streptophyta; Magnoliopsida; Fabales; Fabaceae
Product: large ribosomal subunit protein uL22z-like
Biological process (GO): cytoplasmic translation
Cellular component (GO): ribosome; cytosolic large ribosomal subunit
Molecular function (GO): structural constituent of ribosome
Source: RefSeq, a predicted model, not a curated record
UGAUAUUGGGCCGUGGUUUUAAAGCCGCCAUAUAAAAGCAUUGUUAUUAGCCUGAGCCCUAAUUGUGUUUUCUGCAGGUUCCGCCACAACCCUGUCGUCAUGGUCAAGUACUCAAGAGAGCCCGAUAAUCCCACCAAGUCAUGCAAGGCUAGAGGUGCUGAUCUUAGAGUUCAUUUCAAGAACACUAGGGAAACUGCCUUUUCAAUCAGGAAAUUGCCUUUGACAAAGGCCAAGAGUUACUUGGAGGAUGUUCUUGCACACAAACAAGCCAUUCCAUUCAGGCGUUUCUGUCGUGGUGUUGGGAGGACAGCUCAGGCCAAGAAUAGACACUCUAAUGGACAAGGAAGGUGGCCUGCCAAAUCCGCCAAGUUCAUUCUAGAUUUGCUCAAGAACGCAGAGAGUAAUGCUGAAGUGAAAGGUUUGGAUAUUGAUGCUCUAUACGUGUCUCAUAUCCAAGUUAAUCAAGCACAGAAGCAAAGACGUCGAACAUACAGAGCCCAUGGAAGAAUUAACCCUUACAUGUCAUCUCCAUGCCACAUAGAGUUGGUAUUAUCUGAAAAAGAAGAGGCGGUCAAGAAAGAGCCUGAGACCCAGUUGGCACCAAGCAAGAAGAAGGCUUAAUCUCUUCAUUGCUGGGCUUAAACUCUUCAGGUGUACCAAUAGAAACUUUUUUUGAUUAAUACUAAUAUGAAAUUUAAGGUAUCACUUGUUUGGUUGCCACUUAUUUACCUUCAAUAGCUUAAGGAUUGCUUGUUACGGGAACUAAUUCUAUGGUUUGCAAGCUGAAUGCUUUAUUUCUGUUGAUAGCAUCGCAAUAGCCAAUCUUUUGAGCAUAA